This is a messenger RNA of Suillus subaureus, 1515 nucleotides long. RefSeq lists its product as uncharacterized. The transcript has 8 exons. The record is from RefSeq and is a predicted model, not a curated record. Gene Ontology annotation, cellular component: trans-Golgi network. Gene Ontology annotation, biological process: Golgi to plasma membrane protein transport. Bases 81 to 1223 code for a protein of 380 amino acids. Lineage: Eukaryota; Fungi; Basidiomycota; Agaricomycetes; Boletales; Suillaceae.
CGUGGUAGAUGGAGAGUGAUCCCUGUUAGGUAUGCAACCGUCUUGUGCUCCACUCAGGCGUAUCUGCGGCGAGCCUCAAUAUGUUUGCGACGUUAGACCUUGACAUCAGACCUGGGUCUGGGAUCGGGAUGUUUGAGUUAGGUACUUCCCUUUGGGCAGUCAUCGACAUCUUACGCGGACUUCAACAUCUAUUCCCUCAGGUUGAGGUCAAGUUUGAUCCAGAGGACUCUGCAACGACACCAGUCAUUCUUCACCUUCGUCCUCAUUUGGACCUUUUGUUUUCAGGGUACCAUCAACGCCUCCAUACUAUUUGCGUAAGGAAACUCAGGGAGCCUCAUCCACCAGUGAUGCUUCGCUAUAAAGAUACAGUCAUAUCUUCAUCUGCAGAACCUCUGGUUAGAGUACAUGUUAGCCGUACCUUUGGUCCAACAUAUCCGGGAGAUGAGCUAAAGUACCCUGGCAUAUGGUUCAGCUUCGAUGACGACAGCGUCAGUGAAGGAUUCAAAGGGGGCAUUACACACCUAGAGCAACGAACACAGGAAGUAAAGCGCAUCUUCAUCAGACAAAAAAGUGUAGAUGGAGAGGAGCGCGAUGCCUUGGACGAGGUAUUGCCGUGCCCAAUCAUGCACGGUGACAUUUCCAGUGCGGUUAUCAAGAUACAUGAUGGGGUGGACUUUAGUUUUUUCUCUUCUACCUUGCUUCUCCAGGUUCGCAUCGGAGAAACUACAGCACAAGACCUGACGAUUGAUCUCGGACCUCCCUCUCGAGUUCAUCACAAGGAGGACGAACGAAUGACCAUUCACUCACCGAACAUACAAGCAUCUGAAGAUGAUGGUAGCACCGACUAUUUCUAUAACUACUUCCAUCACGGCGUGGACUUCUUAAUAUCCGGCCAGACUCAUGUUGUGAGAAAGAUUAUCAUACAUUCGAAUAUGCCUGGCUCCCCGCUCUUUCAGCGAUAUAAACGAUGUCCCUGGCAGUUGGAGGGCAAACCCGAAGAUGACGAAGACGAUUCACCUCCCCGCAAGCACUUUUAUGACAAGUUCGAGACAAUCAGGCGCUUUCUCAGUCCUGGAGAGAUGCUACCCUCCAUGUUACUAGACCGUACAGAUGAAUAUGACAACAUCACAUUACCUAACUCGUCAACCCGCUUGUAUGGUUACGACGGUGUGAUUUUGGAGGUGAACGAAGCAUCACAAAUCGUGACUGUGAUGUUGUUUUGAACUUUAAUAUCGACCUUGUACUCAGGAAUAAGUUAUCUGCCCGGAUCCACAUAUAUAUUCCUUCCCUCAUAGGAGAUUGGUAGAGAAACCGAUCAUCAAUGUACAGCAGCACAGCAUGACGCCCACCCCUACUAUACUUGGCCAGUACCAUAGUUUUGGAGACAGCUGUAACAUCAUAUUCCAGGACCCUAUAUAAAGGGUACUGGUUUCAGGAUGUCAAUUUUCUGAAAUACCGACCAUACUGGACUUUUUAUAUUAAUGGUAUUCUUAAUGUGUGAAAUCAAGAUACAAG